Molecule: messenger RNA, 3551 nt
Organism: Poecile atricapillus (Black-capped chickadee)
Lineage: Eukaryota; Metazoa; Chordata; Aves; Passeriformes; Paridae
Gene: RGS8
Product: regulator of G protein signaling 8
Exons: 7
Coding region: 1298-1840 (180 amino acids)
Source: RefSeq, a predicted model, not a curated record
UGGAAGUUUGGCUUGGGGCACAGAGCAGAGAGCUCCUCACUCCCCACAAGACACAGAUGUAGGGAUUAUUUUCCCCAAAGAUGGUUCUUUCCCACCCUCCCCGAUGGCUCUGCAGUGAAUCUGCAUUAAAAACAGCCCUACAGAGAAUGGAUGUCACUUGGAAAUCUCCCAGCCCUGGGGGGUAGGAAAGCUGUGCAUCCUCAGAGACUCCUGGCAGCUUUAUUAGUGAUUUAAGUAAUACAGAUGCAGAGAGCUGCAAGACAGAUGCCCACACCCCCCCUUUGUAGUGAUGUUGCUUCUGAUUUUAGCAUCCUAAAGGGAUCCAGCUCCCCAGCACCAGUGGGAUCUCUCUGGGAUGGAGAAACAAUCAUGAUCUUGACAUGGCAUCAAACCUCAGCUUCCCACUCCUCUUGUGAUGGGAAUGAGGAUGGGAUACCUGAGCUCUGAAGUGAUCAUCCCUUGAGCUUUGGAUGUGCUGCUCCAGGCAGAGUCCAUCCAUAGCUACAGAUCCACAGCGAGACCUUUCCUUCUGCGGGGCUGAUGGAAUGCUGGGACUCGAGAUACAUUCUGACAGCUCCUGGCAGGGGUGACCUGUGAGGGGGAGGUUUCCUGGAGCUGGGUGCCAACAUCCUGAGGCCAGUGGAGCGGGCAGGCAGGCAGGGCACUGGAUUUUGGCUCGGUAGGACCGAUCCUAUCCUCUGCUGUGGGAAUGUUCAUCAUAUUAGAGCCUCUCUGACCGCGCUGUCGGCACAGAAACACCGGCAGGGAGGACGGGUCAAAGGCAUGCCAGCUUUUCCAUGAUGCCUGGCCAGUCACAUCAGCCAUGACCUGGAGGGACAGGCACAAGAGGUAGUUUGGUCUUCUUAGCGAGCUCAGCCCGGAGCUCAUCCCCCUGAGGAGAGACCUCUGGAUGUGUUGAAGGAUGAGUGGGAUAAUUCCAACUCCUGCUGCUCCCUGGUGAGCUGGGACACCAAACUCGAACCGCUUUAGACCUGAAGUUGGACUUUACCUGCAGUCCUGCUCUUGGAAGGAAAUGCUGUCUCUCCUCUCUGACCACCCCUCAACUCUCAACGUCUUCCACUGAACAGUUGACUUUCCACGCUACGAGGCAAGGAUCAAAUGGGUUGAGGACAACUGACCCUUCUUGGCUUUGGCAAAGAGGAUUCUUUGGUGCAUUUUUAAGUGCCAGGACAUGAAACAGUAAAUCCCUUCUUCCUGCGCUCCUGCCUCCUGCAAGCCAGCCCCGACUGCGGUCCAAGCCAGCCAGUUAAAGGGUUAACCAUAGCUGGAUGCCUGAAUGGCUGCCUUACUGAUCCCACGGAGGAACAGAGGGAUGAGGACUCGCCUGGGCUGCCUGUCUCACAAAUCAGACUCAUAUAAUGAUUUCACAGCUAUUCUUCCGGACAAGCCCAACCGGGCUUUGAAAAGACUGUCAACAGAAGAAGCGACGAGAUGGGCAGAAUCUUUUGAUGUCCUUUUGUCCCAUAAAUAUGGGCUGGCAGCUUUCCGUGCUUUCCUGAAGACAGAGUUCAGCGAGGAGAACCUGGAGUUCUGGCUGGCCUGCGAGGACUUCAAGAAGACGCGCUCGGCGGCCAAGCUGGCCUCCAAGGCCCAGCGCAUCUUCGAGGAGUUCAUCGACGUGCAGGCCCCUCGGGAGGUGAACAUAGACUUCCAGACUCGGGAGCUGACGAGAAGAAAUGUGCAGGAGCCCUCCCUCUCUUGCUUUGACCAAGCUCAGGGGAAGGUGCACAGCCUGAUGGAGAAAGACUCGUACCCCAGGUUCCUGAGAUCCAAAAUUUACACAGACCUGCUGUCUCAGACCCAGAGGAGGCUCAGCUAGAGCAGCCAUGGGGCCCUCAGAAACCACAACAGCCAAAACCCAUGUCUAAAUGUGAAACUUUCUUGGUGUUAAAAGCAGUGGGAACGGGAAAAGAGGGAGAAGGGGCAGAGGAAGCUUCCAGAGAGUGAUCCAGAUGUGGUAUUAAGACUCUUUGGCUUUCUGUGCUUUUGGUUUAUUUUUGGUUAGCAGUAGCACCUCGCAGUCGUUGCCUCUCUCUAACACAAACCCAGAACCCUCUUGAGUCAUCUGUGGGCAAGGCAGGUUUCCUUUAAAAUUGCUGGGUUGGUUUGUGUGUAAAUAACACCUUUCCAUCCUCCCACACAUCUCCCUGUCUCUCACCUCUCCUUUGUGCUCGGAAGGGCCCCAAGGGCAGUUCUGACACUUGUGCAGCCACAUCCAGCCCACCUCUCCCAGGGGUCUGGACCCAGAGGCCAAGGGGAGGGAGAGAGGAGACAAAAGCACAGGAUUUAUUCCCUUUCCUGGAGUGGAAACCAUCAGCAAACUCAGCUCACCUCCCCAUUAUGUUUGCACACCUCAUGACGUGGCUGCCACCCUGUCACUGACCCUUUUCCUUCAGGGAUGGAGACUCGGAGUAUUCUCCACAGGACUGUGUGAGGAGCUGAGUUUUCCUCAUCAGGAAAGUCAUCCCAAAAGCUCUCACUAGGCCUGGGCAGUCAAGUCUUCUAAUGUGAAUGAUUGUUUUUCAUGGCUAUUAUUUAUUUGUGCGGUAUUUCAGUCUCAGGGCCCCAGUCGUCAUUCAGACUCUGUUGUGCUGGGCACUGGACCAAAUCCUUGCACAAAGGGGCUCCUGGUGGCUCCUCAGGAAAGACCUGGAAAGAGUGGAGAGAAGCAAUGUCCCCUCUGCCCCUUGCUGAGGUGUAAGAAAAGCACAGCAGAUGGCAUUUUUCACUUGGUGCACGGCAAGGUGAAAAAUCACAUUUUUCUUAUUUGAUUACUGAUUACUGACUGUUCCUACUCACUGCCAGUCCACUGUGGGUUCAGAACUCCCCAAGACACACACCCUGCUGCAGGGUGCUUGCUUCCAGUGGGACACAGAGAGCAUGGAGUGAGCAGGAUGGGUGUCUGGGUGUGCAGUGGGGUGUGAGGUGCUCCUUGGCCCUAUUCCCAUAGCCUGGAUGGUCACUGCAGGAGAAGGCUCUGUGCAGAUGUCAGGGGUGUAGCACCUCCUCUGUGCUGGGCAAUAAUUCCUACCAUCUGAUGGCCCCAUUUCCAUGGCACUGCUGCUCCAGCUUGGCAGAUUCUUGCAAUAUUUUUGAGGGGAGAAGCAGACAGCCUGUCUGUGGAUUUGAGCCGACAGAGCAGAGGUCUGUUUUCUUAAUUUAAUGAAGGCCUGGAAAGUGACCCUAUGGAUCUUUUCCUUCUCUCAGUCAUCCCCAGACCAGAGGCUGUCAAACUCUGCUCCAGCCAAGGGUGGUGGGUGGGUUUGAUACAUCAGAAAGCUGCUGAUAAAGACUUUGUGUAACAUGGUGUAAAUGAAAUAGAAUGAACUCUAAAGCCAAGCACAGUGUAUUUGGAACAAGAUAAAAAAAAAAAAAAAAGUCUGGCUGGAUAUUAAAAAUCACUGUCUAUUAAUUAAGUAGGAGACAGCUUUUUGAGGCUUUUUGCAAGGAUGAUGUGCAGGGCAGUAGGACAAAUAGGUUUAGGAUCAAGACAGAGGUGGUAACCACGCUGGGUUUAUUCUGGAGGUGUG